AUGGCCAACCUCGCUGCCAUCAUCCCCGCGGCACAGGCCCCGCUCGAAGUCAAGCAGGUGGAAAAGUACACGCCCGGCCCGAAGGAGAUUCUGGUCAAGAACGAAGCGAUCGCCUUAAUCCCGGUGGAGGCCAAGAUUGCCAAGUUCGCCCUCAUCCCGAUCCCGUACCCGGCGAAUCUGGGCCUGUCGUACGGCGGCACGGUGGAAGCGGUGGGCGCGCAAGUGACGCGGUUCAAGGCCGGCGACCGCGUGGGCGUGCGGACCAACGGCAUGGGCACCGGACUCCAGUACGGCGGGUACCAGCGGUACGUGGUCGCGCCCGAAGACACGGCCACCCAGGUGCCGGACGGGGUCGAGGUCGGCACGGUGGCCAGCAUUUUGGGCAACUUGAACACCGUCCUGGGCCUGUUCAACGCGCGGGCCAAACUCGACCGGCCGGCGCUGGACGGCAACAACAGCAGCGCCAACAAGAGCAAGAAAGUCUUGAUCUACGGCGGCACCUCCAACCUGGGCACCCUGUCGGUGCAGUACGUGGCGCAGGCCGGCUACUCGGUGGUGACGACGACGUCGCCCAAGCACGCCCGCUUCGUCGAGAGCCUCGGCCCCGUCCACGUCGUCGACCACACCCAGGACCACGCCGCGCUGGUCAAGGCGCUGGUCGCCCAGGGGCCCUACGAUCUCGUCGUCGACACCAUCUCCCUCCCGCCCACCGUCGCCGUCAACGCUGCCGUCGUGGCCGCCCAGGGUGGCGGCCAAGUCCUCACCACCUCGCCGCCGUUUGGGCCCGGCCCGCAUGACCUCCCGGAGGGCGUCACUCGCGUCUUUGCCUCCUGGCCCGAUAUCAUCCCCUCCGAGGGCGAGCCUGGUCUGGAACUCUGGGCCUACAAGACUUACCUCCCGCACGUGCUGGCCAGCGGCACCCUCAUCCCUCCGCAGACCGAAAAGGUGCCGGGCGGGUUGGCAAAGGGCGUCAACGACGCCCUGGACAAGCUGAUUGUGGGAGUCAGCGGCGUCAGGUUGAUCGUCGAUCCGUGGGAAUGA
Messenger RNA from Capronia epimyces CBS 606.96, 1041 nucleotides. RefSeq lists its product as uncharacterized. The transcript has a single exon. The record is from RefSeq and is a predicted model, not a curated record. The coding region runs from base 1 to 1041 and encodes 346 amino acids. Lineage: Eukaryota; Fungi; Ascomycota; Eurotiomycetes; Chaetothyriales; Herpotrichiellaceae. Gene Ontology annotation, molecular function: oxidoreductase activity, acting on NAD(P)H.